Molecule: messenger RNA, 2075 nt
Organism: Venturia canescens
Lineage: Eukaryota; Metazoa; Arthropoda; Insecta; Hymenoptera; Ichneumonidae
Gene: PIG-U
Product: phosphatidylinositol glycan anchor biosynthesis class U
Exons: 4
Coding region: 273-1595 (440 amino acids)
Biological process (GO): attachment of GPI anchor to protein
Cellular component (GO): membrane; GPI-anchor transamidase complex
Source: RefSeq, a predicted model, not a curated record
CUUAGCAGUCGAUCAGCUGAUGAAAGAUCCUAACCUUAAAAGAGUCCGGUGACACCCGUAAAAAUCGGGCGUCUUCGUCGUCGCGUGUCAACAAACGUAUAUUUUCUCUCAGGAAUUAGUGUAAUGCCUCAUAAAAAAUUAGAGUUUCACACACAUUUGUCUAAAUAACAGUAAAUCCGUGAUGUAUCUAAAUAAUUAUAUUUUUAAGAGAAUUGAAUAAAAACUAAUAGUGUUUGGUCGAUCAGUAAAGAUUCGAAGGCGAGUGUAUAAACAUGAGCAACAUUAUGAAGGGGCGAAGCAAAUUGUUUUAUUGCGCUCUCGCGGCCGCGAUAAGACCGUUGUUAAUGAAUUCAGAGUUUCAAAAGGUCAUCAGCGAACGAGUCGAAGUAUCAACGGCGUUGAACUCGUGGAAGAGAGUAACGGAAGGAGUGUAUCUCAAAAAUUUUGGAAUCGAUCCCUAUAGCGGUGAUUUGUUCCACGAGACGCCGAUAGGCCUUUUUAUAUUUUCUUACAUGCUCAAAUAUCUAUCGAUAUGGGCUCUACGGAUAAUUUUCAUCCUCACUGAUCUUGCGACUGCCUGGUUUCUUGCUGCUACUGCCGAACGGUAUAUAGCAGAGCAGAGUGCCAGAGAAGAGGAGGACUUGAAAAUUCGUAAAGCUGGAAAAACGAAAGAUUGUUCUUUCACGCCAAUAUCUCUGAUAACAGCAGGUUCCAUCAUUUAUGUGCCAGCUGCUUAUCUCUUCAAUCCUUACAUAGUUCUGAAUUGUGUUGCACUCACAACGACGGUGUUCACCAAUUUCCUUUACUCCGUGACCCUUUAUAGUAUGACAAGGCGUUCCAUGUUUUGGAGUUGUUUUUCCAUAGCACUUUUGACACUGCAAGGUCUUUACCCUGUGUCAUUGAUGGUACCUGCAACGAUUUAUUAUGCUCGAGAAAAAACUGGAAAAGCUCGAAUUCAAGCGGUUGCAAAAAUGAUAGAAAUGUUUUGCCUCAUAUUCGGCUGUCUUCUGUACGCUUCUUUCUACAUAAUGGGAAGCUGGAGCUUCCUGGGUAACACCGUAGGAUUUAUUCUGACGGUACCCGAUUUACGACCCAACAUCGGAUUAUAUUGGUACUUUUUCACCGAAAUGUUCGAACAUUUCCGAUGGCUAUUCAUCGCCUCGUUUCAAAUCAACGUCAGUCUGCUUUACAUCGUACCCUUGGCUUUGAGGCUGCGCAGAGAUCCGAUGCUCCUCGCAUUCUCUUAUUUGGCCAUUGGCGCCAUAUUCAAAUCUUAUCCUUGCCUCGGUGACGUCGGUUUCUACAUGGCUCUAUUGCCACUUUGGAAACACUUGUUCCAACAUAUGCAACAAGGUUUCAUCGUUGGUUGUUUCAUGCUUUUUUGUACUGUGUUUGCCCCAACGGUCUGGCAUCAAUGGAUUUACGCAAGAUCGGCAAACGCUAAUUUUUAUUUCGGCGUUACUCUCGCCUUUGCGAUCGCCCAAAUAUUCCUCCUGACGGAUAUACUCUUCGCCAGUGUCAAACGAGAACUAGAACUCCGUCACGGUCUCACCAAAGAAGUCAAUGGGAACCAGGCGAGAUUGAUACUCGAGUGAAGUUAGAGUUAAUCUUUCUCAAAUGGUCUAAAAAGUGCUGGGGGGAGGGAAACUACGGUGUUCGUCAUCACGAACAAUUACGGAGAUCUUCCGUUGCUCCGUGAAAAGUAUUCUUUGUUUAUCUUUCCAAAUAAUUCCAUAAAUUCUGUCAAGAAUUUUCAAAAAGUUUAUUUACGUGUUUUUCAAUUCUUGAAAAAGAGCGUUAUACUCUCUUAUUCCCGAAGCUAGUUUUUUUUUUUACUUUUAUAAAAUAAAGAUACGAAUUGAAUAAACAGAGAAUCUUUUCAAUCGACAAUCGUCGUUUACUUAUAAGACAAAUUUACGGACAAAAACGCCCUUGGAUUAUCACGAAAACACGUACGAUUCCCAAAGUCAUUCCUCCCAUGUCAAGGGAAGAUACGGAUAAGAGUUUAUUUUUCAAAGAGCUUAUUGAUACGUGUAGGUCAUAUGCAGUAUUAAUAAAAACCUUCUAAAAAUAAA